Molecule: messenger RNA, 3239 nt
Organism: Cervus elaphus (red deer)
Lineage: Eukaryota; Metazoa; Chordata; Mammalia; Artiodactyla; Cervidae
Gene: DIRAS1
Product: DIRAS family GTPase 1
Exons: 3
Coding region: 292-888 (198 amino acids)
Biological process (GO): signal transduction
Cellular component (GO): plasma membrane
Molecular function (GO): GTP binding; GTPase activity; GDP binding
Source: RefSeq, a predicted model, not a curated record
GGCGGGGACGGGCGGGGACGGGCGCGGGCGCGGCGGCGGCGAAGGCAGCUCGGGCGGGCGGCGGCAGGCGUGCGGGGGGCGGCGGCGCCCAAGCGGACACGGAGCCGGUCAGCAGCAGCCGCGGCGGCGCUGCAGGGACGAGAGCCCAGGUCGCUCCAACCUUCCUCGCUGGACUCCGGGGCCCAGGACUGGGCAGUUUCGUCUGGCCUAGGAGUCUCAAGGGUCGGUCUGGGGUUCUAGCAGCCACAGCUGCGAGCUCUCCCGGCCCCGCCCCCCACCCCCGCGUGGAAGAUGCCUGAACAGAGCAACGACUACCGAGUGGUGGUGUUCGGGGCUGGCGGCGUGGGCAAGAGCUCGCUGGUGCUGCGCUUCGUCAAAGGCACGUUCCGGGACACCUACAUCCCCACCAUCGAGGACACCUACCGGCAGGUCAUCAGCUGCGACAAGAGUGUGUGCACGCUGCAGAUCACUGACACCACGGGCAGUCACCAGUUUCCGGCCAUGCAGCGGCUGUCCAUCUCCAAGGGCCAUGCCUUCAUCUUGGUCUUCUCGGUCACCAGCAAGCAGUCGCUGGAGGAGUUGGGCCCCAUCUACAAGCUCAUCGUGCAGAUCAAGGGCAGCGUGGAGGACAUCCCCGUCAUGCUGGUGGGCAACAAGUGCGACGAGACCCAGCGGGAGGUAGACACCCGCGAGGCCCAGGCUGUGGCCCAGGAGUGGAAGUGCGCCUUCAUGGAAACUUCAGCCAAGAUGAACUACAACGUCAAGGAGCUAUUCCAGGAGCUACUCACGCUGGAGACGCGCCGGAACAUGAGCCUGAACAUCGACGGCAAGCGCUCCAGCAAACAGAAGAGGACAGACCGCAUCAAGGGCAAAUGCAUCCUCAUGUGAGCCCAGAGAGCCCGUCACCACCGCUGGCACCCCUUUGUCCCGGGCACAGGCCUCUCCCCAAGUCCUGUGCCCUCUUCCUCCUCCCUUUCUCCUCCUCUCCUGGCCUCUCUCCCAUUUCUUCCACUUCUCUCCCUUCAUCCACCAUCUCCGGCAGGGAAACAGGCCUUGCCGAACCUGUGGCAGAUCUGGGCUUGUGGCAAUCCAGCUCUGUUGCAUCACUCUGCGGUUCCCUCCCUCUUUGCCCCGACCCCCCAUCCUGUCUGUAUCCCCAGAAGGCGAGUGCUGGAGGUGGCCCCCAUGAUCUGCACGUGGGAAAACAGGCGUUGGGGGGGAAGCUGUUUGUCCUCAUCUGGACUGAGGACGCCAGUUUUUUUCCCCAUCUCCAUGUCUGCCACUUCUGCCCCUUCCCCUUGGGUCCCCCCAUUAGAUCACUGUGACCUUGCUGGGGAGGAGGGAGUUGAAAUGCACAUGGACCUCAGAUUUUGUUUUCUCCUAUUUGGUGUUUAAUAUACACUCCCCUCCCCCUUCCAUCCCUCAUGACCUCUGACCUGGGUCCCCCCAACCCAGGUCCCAGACCACUCCUCUCGCCCCCAUCCCCACAGCUUGGUGGGGGGCUUUGCGGGCUGGGUCUCAGGCUGCCAGGCAAUAACCAAACAGGGCCCUCAGCAGUGCCCCACCAGCCUGGAAUCCCACUCCACACCUGGCCUGGGCCUGGGGUGUAGGCAGAGGAGGCCCAGAACCGGCCAAUGGCCACAGCACAACUCCAGGAGACUGUCUGGGAUGAAUAUGGAGGGCCAUCCCGGACACAGCCCAUGGACAGAGAGCGACACAGCUUGUCACCACUGAGCCUUGGGCAGGGAGUUGGGGAGGGGGAGCUGGACCCUGUCAGAGGCAGGCAUCCGGACUCAGCACUAGCAGGGUCCGUGGGGCUGGAGAUGGAGCUCUGCCCAACCUGUUGCCUCCACCUACUAGGUCAUGGGGGCUGCCCAGGAAGGCGUGUGUCCCGGAGUCCGGGUGUGCCUGCCACCCUGAGAUUAUGUUUUUGUAAGUGUCUAGAUGACACCACACUCAUGGGACCUGGUGAGGCUGUGUCGGCCAGUGUGAAGGUGACCUGUAGGCCUAGAGUGGGGUGGGGGGAUCCCAUGGGAUGAUAAACUGGGCACCUCGGUAUGCUGGGUGGAUGGCUUAUGUCUAAGCAUGUAAGGGGGGGGCUCCUGUGUGUGUGACAGUAUGCAGUGUGAUCACAGUGUAGGGUGUAUGGAGAUGUGGGUCAUGUGGUUACCAACAGGACUGGACACUUGUGACGGGUGACCUUGGCACCUGCAAGAGUGUGGCUGUACGUGGCUGCAUUUUUGGGUGUGGGUGAUGUGGUUUAUUAAUAGCAGAAAGCAUUGGUAAACCUUUUUGUCCUGACUGAGGAAUGCCACACCUGUUUCACUCUGUAGUAGGGUGUCUCUCAGCCUAACAUCUGUAUCCGUCAGUUGUUGCUAGGGAACACAUGACCACAAACUCAGCAACUUGCAACAGCAUGCAUUUGUGGCCUCAUCUGAAGGCAUGAUCAGGGAUGGACCCACAUCCCAGCUCAUGUGCUCGUGGCAGCAUUCAGUUGCCUGUGGUCUUGGGACGGAGGAUCUCAGCUGCCUGUUUCCUGGGCCUCUCCCUGGAGCCAUUUAGCAGCGCUGGUGUCAUGAAGUGUGAGGAAGCUGUGUGUGUGUGUGUGUGUGUGUGUGUGUGUGUGCAUGCGCACAUGUGAAAGAGAGGCCCUGUAGCUGUUGUCAUGUGACCAGGUGGACUGUAUGUGGGUGAGAAGGAUUGUUUGUGUCCAUCUUGGUAGCAGUGUGUUUUUUGCCCUUGCGUCUGUGUGGCUGUUCAUUCCACAAAUAUUUACUGGGUACACUGUGUGUGUGUGCAUAUGCACAUGUGUGUCACUGCCUGGCAUGUGGACAGGCCCAUGGAAGAACAGGUAACAUCCUAUCUGGGUAUAGCUGAUCUCCCCUGGCCUGUGGUGGGUCCAGGGCCCACAGCAACUGGUGUUGACCCCUCCCACUUGAAGGUGCCAGAGAAAGUAGGGCUGGGUGGGGGCCUGCGGCCCUUUCUCAGGGACACACCCUGAUAGCACAAUCUCCCUGGGGCCCUGCCCGCCUCCAGGCCUCUCCUGCUCCAGGCCCUGCCCCGACCCUGGGGGACAGAGGGGUUCUGGGGACCGUGCCAGGCCAUGCUUGCUGUGACCCCGCCCCUGCCCCUUUGCCCCCUCGCAUGUGGGUGUCCCCCUGCCCCCUGUUGUGGGGGUCUGUGUAGCAUUCACUCUAGAAAUAGUCUUCCUGCAAUAAAGUCGUGGAUUCCACAUUCCC